GCUGGAGCCCUGCCACCAUCGGGAGUGGACCUGCUAGAGGGUGCUCCUGACUGGGAAGCUGCGGUGGCCUAGGGCCGUUGCCCUGACUGGUCAGAACUUCCCCACUAUGAUGAGGAGCUGCCGGAGCUGCCCCGUCCCUGCUACUACCCUGAGAAACCCCCGGACCAGGCCUGGCUGGACUCAUCUGAGCAGCUCUCCCGCCCAGAGCCAGAGCCUUGGAUCAACAACCCCGCUGCUUCCCCUAGCGCUACAAGGAAUGAGCCACCCAUGCACCGCAGUGGGACUGGAGGGAGCGUGUCAGCAGAGGAUGCCCAUCCUCAUCUCGCCCGACAUCGCUGCCCAGUUCAAGAAGAAGUGGCUGCUGCUGCACCCUGAGGACCAGGACAAUGCGGGUGAGGCUGUGACCUUGGAUGACAGCCUCACCAGCUUGCAGUGGCUCCAAAACUUUUCCAUCGUCACCAUUGAUCCGGAGAGACCACCUGUCCCCAGCUGUCCUCUCCAGCAGCCUCCCCAGCAGCUCUUCCAAGGGUCCGAGGCCCCGGCCAGCCCACCAGCAGGAGACACUGCAGCCAAGGGGAUGCCCCCGCGUCUAGGCAAACCCACCUCCACAGCCACCUCCCCUGGUACCAGCUACCUGCCUGGCCUUGGCGCUGCAGAGAUUGAUUACAAGAGCAACCCUAGGGUGAAGCCCCCUUACUCCUAUGCCACCCUCAUCUGCUUGGCUGUGCGGGCCAGCAAGCAGGCCAAGGUCACCUUGUCAGCCAUCUACAGCUGGAUCAUGGAGAACUUCUGCUACUACCGGCAUGCUGAGCCCAGCUGGCAGAAUUCCAUCCGGCACAACCUGUCCUUGAACAAAUGCUUCCGGAAAGUGCCGCGACAGAAGGACGAGCCAGGCAAGGGGGGCUUCUGGGAGAUCGACCCUCAGUACGCCGAUAUGUUCAUCGACGGUGUGGUCAAGCGGAGAUGGCUGAUGGCCGCACCCUACAGCCCACCAUGGCAGCGCCCUGCCGUGCCUGCCCUGGAGACUAAGUGCAGCCUCUUGUCCCCUGUGCCCCACCUGGGGGAUGGGCAGCCAGGGCACACCCCUCACCAGGCCACCUGCUGCCUGGUGCACCAGCACAGCCAACGCUGCCCACUGCUGGAUGCCCCCAGCCCUCUGCCGAAGCGCAGCUGCCCAGCAGCCAGGACUGCCCAGUCCCCUCUGCUGCCCUCUAGUGGCAGAGAUGCAGAGGCCCUGAGAGGAGAAUUUGACUGGGCUGAUGCCUUUGACGAUGUCUUCCGGGGAAACGGCAGCAAUUUCGAGGACCUGGAUAUUAACGCAGCGCUCAGCUCACUGUCCACAGAGGUGGACCUCGCCAUGCAAGGCAGGAACACUGGGCCUCAUCUGGGCUGGCUGCUAGGCAUAGCAGCCACCCCGCCCCCUCAGGGUGAAGAUGGCAGAGCUCACCCUGCCUUGGGAGUGCCCCGUGCUACCUUCUGAAGCAGGAAGCCAGUGACGAGCAGAGGCAAACAGGCCAGCUGGGACCUGUUCCCUCCUGCCUCUGCCGUUAUCCUGCACUGUGACCUCAGGCACGUGCAGCUUGGUGCCUUAGUUUCCCCACCUGUGAAAUAAGAGUGAUGCUGCCCUCCCCCUUGUCACGCACAUGAGUGACACUGUUACUGUCCAGCCUGCCCUACAGGGCCAGGCUGGUACCGCCCCACCUCAGCAGAGCAUCUCUCUGAGCCACCUCUGGUCUUAGCUGAGCACAUGAGUCAGUGAGCCUGAGUUUACACUGGCCACAUCCCACCUGGGGCUACGGGCUGGCCCGAGCUCCUAGCAUGCCCUGCUCCAGCCAGGGCUCAGCAGCAUGGUGGAAUGGCCACACAGUGAAGAAAGUGGCAGUGGGGAGCCAGCCUGGGUUGUAACUGGGGCAGAGGGGAACAUCACAAACUCUUCAAAGGGGGGCCCUGCUACCACCAUGCCGCAGCUCUGCGAGAUGGUGCUUUCUGGGAACUGGGCAGCUGUCCCAUGGCGCUGCCAGCCCUGAGGCCAUGGAGCAGUGCCAGCAGCAUGCGAGACAAGGAUCUUACCACUGGGAGGAGGAUGGUGGCAACACAGGGCCACUGAGAGACCUGCCCAUGCUGCAGAAGCAGGGAGCCCCAGGCUAGCCAGCAGCUGGGGUGAAGCACUCUCAUUUGCCUGGUUUACCAAUUAUGAACCCAACUGCCCCCAUGCCCUGAGCUGAACUUUCCCAUGUACCCCUAGGGCCAGCACCACCCACAGUGCAAUUGCAGCUGUGGCCCCUGCCAGGCUGGGAAGCCCCAGUCAUGUCAGGGGACGACAUGGCUCUUGUGCUGCAGGUCCCCUUUCCACCUGCUCGAGCUGCUGGAGCCAGGCUGGGAAGGGGGCAGGGUUGCUCGAAAGAGACGGAGGCUAAAGCCAGCAGCGGUGAGGGGUCCGAGGGUUUGACCCUGCUGGUGCUGCCAGCUCCUAGUGCUUACUGUGAAUGGCCCACCUGUGCAGUCCCCACAGCUGGGGCUGAGGUGGCCUCGCGCAACAGCUCCUGGGAGAUCCAGCUCCUGUCCAGGGCCCUAGGUAGCCACGCGGGGAGGGAGGUAGGAGCUGGGUUGAGGAUGAUCGGCAUAGAGCUGUUAUCCUUAGCUAGCAAUGGUAUUAAGAGUAAGGAUGUAAAAUACUAAAUGGUUAACUGGCUAACCGACCCUAACCGUUAGCCUCAGCCCCAUGGUUCAGACAGCCAGAGCAGCCCCAGCUGCAGAGGCCCCAGCCUCUCUCCCUUUUAUUGGUUAACCAUUUAAGUGACCUAAUUUUAAUCAUUUAAACGGUUAACUUUGUAAAUGGAUAUUUACAUCCCUACUGAAGAGGGAAAAGAAGCAGAGUGUGAGAGGGAGAAAGUGUGGCUGUGGCUGUGUCCCCUAGAGCGAUUCAGCUGGCAGCCCAGCUCUGCAGGGCCAGGCCGCAGGUGUUCUUGGUGAUUUUGAAAACAAAGCACAAAAUCUCAAUGGAUCUGUGGAGUCUUCUCAAACCCAUGCCCGUGGGAGCUGUGCCUGAGCACCCGGAGGGCAAAUGAGCCGGGCUGAAGCACAUCCUUGUGGCCUUUAACCUGAAAUCACUGGGCUUGCGAUGGCCCUGCAACCUGGCUGAAAUUGUAAACAUGCACAUUCACGCAAGUCAAGAGAGUCCAACGUAACGUUUCCCACUUCCACCCACAUCAUCACAUCCCCUGCCCUUCCUGGGCCUCAGACACAGCAUCAUGCAAAUGGCUCCAUACGUGUCACUCAGGUCACAGUGAUGACUAACUCUCCACCAGCGCUCAGUGCAUCUGCGCCCAAGUGACAUGGACCGGUCAACGCCUGUUCCCUGGAUGAUGCGCUGGGUGCUGCUGACAGUGUGUUCUUUCCCUGCUGGUGUCUGAGCGUGCAGGGAACGGGCCUGCCAACCUGGCAUGGCGCUGGGUUUCCUGCGAGAAACCACAGGCUGAAGUCUCAGACUUGUGUGACUUUUUGUGUUUAAUUCCCUUGGGUUUUUGUUUUGUUUUUUUUUUUAUUGUAAAAGACAAAAAGAAUAAAAAUGGAUUCCUCCAA
Gopherus flavomarginatus (Mexican gopher tortoise) is the source of this 3582-nucleotide messenger RNA. Its product is annotated as forkhead box protein J1-B-like. Gene Ontology annotation, biological process: regulation of DNA-templated transcription. The coding region runs from base 107 to 1480 and encodes 457 amino acids. Lineage: Eukaryota; Metazoa; Chordata; Testudines; Testudinidae. The transcript has 5 exons. Gene Ontology annotation, molecular function: DNA-binding transcription factor activity; sequence-specific DNA binding. The record is from RefSeq and is a predicted model, not a curated record.